Messenger RNA from Trypanosoma theileri, 597 nucleotides. RefSeq lists its product as uncharacterized. Lineage: Eukaryota; Euglenozoa; Kinetoplastea; Trypanosomatida; Trypanosomatidae. Bases 1 to 597 code for a protein of 198 amino acids. The record is from RefSeq and is a predicted model, not a curated record. The transcript has a single exon.
AUGAGACGCAAUCAUCCUCCCACAACCACGGAAGGUUCGCCCAUCCCUUCACUUCAUAUUUGGACACACCAGAGUUCCUCAAAACGAACUUGCGGACAAAUCUGCGAAAGAAGUCAUGGCACCCCGCCUUUCCCCAAAACGUCCCAGCAUAGACUACGGACGUUCUUACGACAAUUCAUCGAUACCGCGUCCAACAACAGAAUGCUGAGAACCCCACAUUGGAAAAAAACAGAGAGACAACGGCGAGUAAAUAAACUAAAAACACACCUCGCAACUCCAACACCCGGGGUGGGAGAAAGCAUACCCCAACCAAGUUCUGCACAAACGCCUCUAGGCACGUUGGCUGGGUCCACAGAAUCGUCACGAAAGACACUGACCCAUCAUGCCGCUGGUGUAGACAGCACAACCACACCCCCCUCCAAGCAUAAAUCCGACACCAUCACAGAGCACCACUCUCAAACGACAAACUCCCAACCGCACAUUGUCGCACCCCUCGCCAUCAGAUCAGACCGACCAUUACUCUGCCCCACUGGCUAUGUGGCACACAAACAAAUGGCAAACGCUAGAAGCCAUAUGCAGAUGCACCACCACCCGUAA